Messenger RNA from Rhagoletis pomonella (apple maggot), 1624 nucleotides. RefSeq lists its product as uncharacterized. The record is from RefSeq and is a predicted model, not a curated record. The transcript has a single exon. The annotation marks the transcript as partial. Lineage: Eukaryota; Metazoa; Arthropoda; Insecta; Diptera; Tephritidae.
AUGGCUCUAGCAAAUGACACAGAUGUCGAGUUAAACGACCUGGUUCAGCGAUUUUGGGCCAUCGAGAAUUGCAAUGACUCCGCACCAAAGACUACAGUAGAGGAAGACUUGUGCGAAGAACAUUUCAUCAAAACCCAUAAGAGAUUAGAAUCUGGUGAGUUUUCGGUUCGAUUGCCAGCAAAAUCGCCUCAUUGCGAAUUAGGAGAAUCGUAUCAGCAGGCCAUCAAUCGGUUCAAAGCUUUAGAGCGGAAAUUUCAGCGCAAUGCUGAACUAAAACAACAAUAUUCGUCAUUUAUCAAGGAGUACCUUGAUUUGAAUCAUAUGUCAGUCGUUGACACUAUACCAAAGCAAAUUCCAGUGAAUUUUUUGCCGCAUCACUGUGUGUUGAAAGCUGAUAGCACAACAACAAAACUGCGCGUGGUUUUUGAUGGCUCUGCGGCAACCAGCAAUGGACGUUCGCUGAAUUCGAUCCUGAUGAAAGGACCAACUAUUCAACCACCUCUUUUUGAUAUUUUGCUUAGAUUUCGCACAUUUAAAAUUGCUCUUACUGCAGACAUCGCUAAAAUGUACCGGUGCGUAAGAAUGUCUCAUCCAGACAACUUCCUUCAAUGUAUAAUAUGGAGGGAUAAUCCUAAUGAAGAUUUCUGCAUUUUUAAAUUAGAUACCGUCACCUACGGAACAAAGCCAGCUUCUUUUCUAGCCAUUCGAGCAAUGCAGCAACUUGGCCGUGACGGAGCUCUCGUCUAUCCCGUUGGAGCCGAGACGAUACACCAUGGAUUCUAUGUGGAUGACAUGAUUUUCGGUGCAGACUCUGUGGACGAAGCUAAAGUCGUGCUAAACCAGACAAAGAAAUUGUUAACUCUUGGAAACUUUCACUUGAGGAAAUGGUGCUCCAAUGAUGAUCGCGUUUUGGCUGAUAUAGGUGGUAAUGACAGACAGGACUUUCUAACCUUCGAUGAUGGUGCAAGCAUAACAAAGACACUUGGAUUGGUUUGGGACCCAAAGUUGGACGUAUUCAUAUUUUCAUUUUCUCCUUUCGCAACACCAACCAAGGUAACUAAGCGUACAAUCCUUUCAGCUAUAGCUAGGCUUUACGACCCGCUUGGUUUGAUUGGACCUGUGGUGGCCAAAGCCAAAAUAUUCUUGCAGCAUUUGUGGAAGGAGAAGCUACAUUGGGACGAAAGCCCACCUCAAGCGUUACAAGAAGAAUGGCUGGAAAUAUGCAACCAAUACAAGCUAGUUGCUCGUUUUAGUUUCGACCGUUACUUGAUAAUGCCCGAGGCGGACCUACAAAUACAUGGGUUUUGCGAUGCGAGUAUUGCUGCUUAUGGUGCCUGCAUAUACAUACGUGCUGAAAGUGACGGACACAUACUAACCAAUCUUCUCUGCUCCAAAUCUCGUGUAGCUCCACUUAAAGCGCUCACGGUACCGAAGCUUGAGCUUUCUGGAGCAUUACUUUUAGCCGAGUUAAUCGCAAAAGUGGUAAGCGCAACGCAUUUCAAAGGAAAAAAGGUAUUUUGUUGGUCAGACUCCACAAUAGUGCUAUCAUGGCUACGUAAUGAACCGGCCAACUUCAACGUUUUUGUCGCAAAUCGUAUUAAUGCAAUUCAGACCCUAACUAAAG